Messenger RNA from Diprion similis, 3336 nucleotides. It is a transcript of the gene Fs(2)Ket, whose product is annotated as importin subunit beta-1. Bases 570 to 3233 code for a protein of 887 amino acids. The record is from RefSeq and is a predicted model, not a curated record. Gene Ontology annotation, cellular component: nucleus; cytoplasm. The transcript has 7 exons. Lineage: Eukaryota; Metazoa; Arthropoda; Insecta; Hymenoptera; Diprionidae. Gene Ontology annotation, molecular function: nuclear import signal receptor activity; small GTPase binding. Gene Ontology annotation, biological process: protein import into nucleus.
ACGCAAAAUAGUCCAAGGUUGACCGUUUAAAAUAGAAGAACAAUUACCGGGUCGUUUUGUGAAUGAAUACAAAGAUUGAAACUGAUUGGCAACGGUACUCGGCAUCUUUCGAGUGACUAAGGAAUCCGGCAAAGAACUUUCCUGUGUCUUAACAGACGCAUAUCCACUAGAUCCCUACGCUGGGUAAUCGGGGGUACUGUAUUCAUACGCACCAGAUCUGCCACACAGGAGACGUUUUCGGUGGUGUGUACGGCUCUUGUGCCCUGUACGUCGUUACGUACACAUUCAUACCUAUGUGCAUACGUCCAUACAUACAUGCAUGUAUAUAUACUUGCGAGCCACAUGCAGUGUGCAUGAGUAGACAUAUUUCACUACAAGCUUAAGUUCGACGCAUGCAUAGGAGUAGCGAGCGAGAGGGAAAAGACAGGAAGUGGAAGGGGAUACUCAACUGACUGGUGAAGACUCGGUCCUACAUGUGGGCAACCGCCGGCUUACAGUGAACGUAAUCUUGGGAAAUAAAUUGCAAACCGAGGACUAAGAGCCCAGAUCGCGAGGCAGAAGGUAUAUAAAUGGAUCCAACCACGGUGCAACUGAUCCAGGUUCUCGAGAAGACCGUAUCCCCGGAUCAAAAUGAACUCGAAGCAGCACAAAACUUCUUGGAACAGGCUGCACAAGCGAAUCUCCAUGAGUUUGUGCAGCGUCUUAGUGGCGUGUUGGUCACAGCAGGAGUCAGCGCCGUUGCUCGCAUGGCUGCUGGUCUACAGCUCAAAAAUCAGCUAACAUCCAAAGAUCCAGCUCUAAAGAUACAAUAUCAGCAGCGGUGGCUUGCCAUACCGGCAGAGUCUCGAGAUUAUAUAAAAAAAAAUAUCCUCGGGGCCUUGGGCACUGAAAAUAACAGACCCAGCUCGGCUGCACAGUGCGUCGCGUACGUGGCUGUUGCAGAACUUCCUGUUGAACAAUGGAGCGACCUAAUACCUGUCUUAGUGAACAAUGUCGCCGAUCCAAACAGCACGGAAAUGAUGAAGGAAGCGACAUUGGAAACGAUUGGAUAUAUUUGUCAGGAUAUCGAUAGAGACGUGCUUGUUGCCCAGUCUAAUCAGAUCCUCACUGCUAUCAUACACGGCAUGAAGGGUUCGAGCACUUCGAAUCAUGUUCGACUUGCUGCUACCAGUGCUCUCUUCAAUUCCUUGGAAUUCACGAAAGGAAAUUUCGAUAUCGAGAGCGAGAGAAAUUUUAUAAUGGAAGUAGUUUGCGAAGCUACCCAGUCUACUAAUACACAAGUACGAGUCGCAGCUUUGCAGUGUCUGGUGAAAAUAAUGUCUCUUUACUACCAAUACAUGGAACCGUACAUGGGGCCGGCACUUUUUCCCAUCACCCUGGAGGCAAUGAAAUCUGACAUCGACGAGGUGGCACUUCAAGGAAUAGAGUUCUGGUCUAAUGUAUCGGACGAGGAAGUGGACUUGUCUAUGGAGGAGGGGGAAGCGUGCGACGGUGGUCGACCUCCGCUGCGGGUCUCUCGGCAUUAUGCAAAAGGGGCGUUGCAGUUCCUGGUGCCGGUACUUAUGCAGAAGUUGACUAAGCAAGAGGAAUUUGAUGACGAGGAUGACUGGAAUCCGUCGAAAGCAGCCGGAGUAUGCCUGAUGCUCCUUGCUUCCUGCUGCGAGGACGCAAUCGUGCCCUAUGUCCUCCCGUUUGUCAAAGAACACAUAAAAAGCGAGGACUGGAGAUUCAGAGACGCUGCCUUGAUGGCUUUCGGUUCGAUACUGGGCGGCCUGGAGCCGAACACGCUAAGACCUCUGGUAGAGCAGGCAAUGCCCACUCUGAUCCACCUAAUGUAUGACAACAGCGUCGUCGUGCGGGACACGGCUGCCUGGACCUUCGGUCGGAUAUGCGAGAUAAUACCGGAGGCGGCGAUAAGCGAGACGUAUCUCAAACCUCUACUCGAAUCCUUGGUGAAUGGGCUCAAAGCGGAGCCGAGGGUCGCCGCAAACGUCUGCUGGGCAUUCACAGGGCUCGCGGAAGCGAGCUACGAGGCCGCCGAGGCAACCGAAGACGGAAAACAGCCGGAGACAUACUGCAUGUCUCAGUACUUUGAUUUUAUUAUUCAGAGGCUCUUGGAGACCACAGAUCGUGCAGACGGGGCCCAGGCAAACCUCAGAUCCGCAGCGUACGAAGCGCUCAUGGAAAUGGUCAAGAAUUCACCUGCCGACUGUUACGUCACUGUGCAAAGGACGACGAUGGUAAUUCUUGAGAGACUGCAACAAGUUCUUCAGAUGGAGACCCACAUUCAGAGCCAUUCCGAUCGGGCCCAAUAUAACGACCUCCAGUCCCUGCUCUGCGCUACGCUGCAAUCGGUACUUAGGAAAGUUACGCCUGAAGACGCGCCCCAAAUUUCGGAUGCUAUAAUGACUGCCCUACUCGCUAUGUUCAAUUCGAACUCCUGUAAGGCUGGCGGAGUGCAGGAAGACGCCCUCAUGGCCGUAUCGACACUCGUCGAGGUGCUUGGCGAAGGCUUUCUCAAGUAUAUGGACGCGUUCAAGCCUUUCCUUUGUCUUGGCUUGAAGAACCAUGCUGAGUACCAAGUCUGCUGCGCAGCAGUUGGGUUGACAGGUGACAUUUGUCGAGCCCUCAAGAACAAGGUCCUACCGUACUGUGAUGAGAUAAUGACUCUGCUUCUUGAGAACCUGAGCAACAAUACCGUGCACAGAUCGGUCAAGCCGCAAAUACUGUCUGUAUUUGGUGACAUUGCACUAAGCAUCGGCCCGGAGUUCAGAAAGUACUUGGAAAUUGUUCUGCAGACUCUAGCUCAAGCGUCCCAGGCGAAUGUCGACAGGAGCGACUACGACCUGAUCGACUAUUUGAAUGAGCUGAGGGAGGGUGUCCUUGAGGCUUACAUGGGUAUCGUACAGGGACUCAGGGGCGACGGAACCUUGCCCAGUCCUGUCAGUCUUGUCGAGCCACAUGUUCCGUUCAUCAUACAGUUUAUCACCUCCAUCUCUCAAGAUCGCGAACAUACAGAUAGUAAUAUUGCUGCCGCUGCUGGCCUCCUCGGUGAUCUGGUUACCGUUUUUGGCGUCAACUUAUUGCCGAUGGUUGAAACUGAGCCGAUCACGGAUUUGUUGACCAAAGGACGCAGGUCUCGAACUAACAAGACUAAAACUCUGGCGACGUGGGCCACCAAAGAAAUUCGCAGGCUGAAGAAUGUACCGCUUCAGUCUAGUUGGCUUCCUUGAGGUUUCAGUAGCCUGAGACCAGUCCCCCAUCAUUGCCAGUAUGAAUGUUCAGGAUAACUCGGGGCCAGAGGACAGGCAAGUACAUCAGGUCGCUGACGACGAC